AUGAAACUGUUGCUCCUCACUGUUGUCGCAGUGGUCGCGACUGCUGCCUACCCCAUGCACUCGUACCACAUAUUCAUGGACUGCUACGACCCUAUCUGUAGUAUGAACGGAAUCUACGGCUUCCACUGCAAAAAUGGCAUUUGCUCCUACAUAUGUUCUGAGGCCGGCUGUAGACAAGAUGGCUUGGUGAAUAGACCAUCAAUGGAUAAAUCCAACAUCAUUUUCAGUGGAUGCAAAGACUUGAAUUGUGCCGUGAACGGCUUCUAUGGGUAUGGCUGUGCAGGUGGCGCGUGUCACUACAUUUGCUCUGACAGCGGCUGUGUCGAUGUGAGAAGGGGAAAGCUUACCCCAAAGUGCUCUUCAAAGCCAGAUCAGAAGAAGGCGGAGAAGAAUUCAAAGGUGGAGAAAGAAAAUCCAAAAGAAGUAGACACCACGAAUAAACAAAGUGUUGAUAAUAAGGAAAUGGAUCUGAAAGAGCAAGCUAGUACUGAAACAAAAAGUGAUGCCGUUGCGCUGGUGACAACUGCCGCACCAGACCUGAGGGAAGAAGAGAAAGAGGAGAAAAAGACAGAAAGCACCUUACCCACGGAAAUACUCACGGAAGCGCCAGCAGAAUCAAAAGAGGCAUCCGGUAAACCAAAUGUGCCCGACGAUACAAUCAGCGCGACUGCCACUGCUGAGAAUAAAGUAGAAGAAAGCGAAGUGGAUAAAGUGAACAGUGCAACCAAGACAAAGGGGGCUGAACAGAGUGAGGAGGAUGACAAAAGCCAACCAGCAAAGAAGUCACUACGAAAAAAGAGGCUGUCGAGAAGGGUGAAGCGCAAGGUUUACUUUCUGCGUCCAGAGACUACCAUGAAGAUGGAAGAAAACAUCAUUUUCAGGCAGAAUAUGUCGUCGAUGAACAGAACGGUUGGGGCCGCAGGUACGGCUCGGAGUCCAGGCCACUCAGCGGAGGAGCGGUGGUGGAGACCUCAACGCUCCCUUUCUAAAAAUGGGAGCGCCUUCGAUUUUUACAAGUUCGACGUGGAAACAUGCAACACGCAGUGUCAGUGGAUGGCUUUCACCCGCUUGGUGACCAUCGGUGCUGACCUCUGCAUGAGCGCUUGUCAGGAGUACGCAUCUGUGCCCACUUCCAAUGUGGAGUUGAAGAUGGGAAUUUCACCGGAGAGCAGGUGGGAAUCGACGGGAAGCUUACCUUCACCCUUCGUCAAUUUCGCCUCAAAUACGCCUCUCACUCAAGACAUUCAGUUGGAUGCAAAAUAUGGAGAUGAGAAGGCAACAAACGAUUUUGACUGCAUCGAAACACCGAACUUGCAUUCUGGACAGCAAAAGGUCAACAAACAGCACUUCACCUUCGCAACCUCCAUAGAACCCAAGUACUGCGGGACAGCGCCCCACGUGAACGACAAUUUCAGGUGGUGUGUGGAUGUACCUGGCAACAUGGACUCGAUGGAUGAGCGCUGCUUUGAUAAUCUUACCCACUCCAUUGAGGCGGCAAGCAUGAGAACUGGUAUCGUCACCCAGUCUGUGGCGGCCGCGAACAAACUCAAGGUGAAGAACACAAAUGCGUUGAAAAUGGCCGUCUCCACCUUGAGUGCGGUUGAAACAACUUCAAGUGACAUGCCCUAUUCAGCACAGCUCAAACUCUCUACCGUAAUUCAGAAUGCGAUCCAAAAUUUUCACAGUGCUUUACAGACCUCCUCGAAGGAGGAAUCAGUUGCCAUCGGAGCUAUGGUUCUCUCCACAUUCUUAGAUAUGCUUGCUGGUGCCCAAGCACAGCUCAACUCGCCACGUCACAAAAAUGCCCUGACCGAACUUUCGGAAAGGGGUUACGAUAUAGAUAUCAAAAAUUCUGACCCUGAUGGCGAUACGGCAACGGAGCAGUACCGUUCAUUGGCAGCUACCAAUGCUCAAAGGAACCAAGAGUCUAUGAGUGCGAACCUCUACCGCCAGCUAGUGACUUUGCAAGAAGAGGUAACAAAGAGCCUAAGUUCACUUCUCGCGAGCGAUGAGGGUAUCGUCUCCUCGACACACCUUGGGAAGAUCUCCCUGCGCAAAGUACCAAAGUCAAAGGCGGAUUCGUGGUUGUCCAGAUUUUACAAUGACGCCUCGUCCUCCUCCAUAACCUUUACAGAACUGGGUGGCUUGUUUAACGAUACGGACGAUAUUCUUAUUCAGGCAAUGGUUGCAAACGGGAGUCUUUUUGGGUUUGCCGAUGUUGCGCAUAAUUCAGUUGCAGCCCAUUCGGAGGUUGUAGGGCUGACAUUCUACAAGAAUGGUGAAGAGCUCUCCGUCAAGGAAAUGCCUGGUUCCGUCACCGUGAGAAUCGCUAUGGUGAGCGAGUUUCUUCUCAAGUCAGAUGGACCAAUCUCUCUAUUGGGUCGAACCCCUGAUGGACGUCCAUUGAAACUGCCCGAUCCCAUUGUUGCAGUUGAUGAAACGAUUAUCCGACAACAACUGGUGAUGGUCGGCUUCGAAAUUGGCAAAGAGGACGUGAGUUUUAGCUUCCAAAUCGAGCCUUAUGAUCUCGUCAGUAAACCGCAAUACCUCGUUGUUGCGAGAUUUGUCGUUCCUCCUGAUCUGACAAAGGUCGAGGCCAACUGGGGUCUUAUUUGGGCCCUUGUCCCGCCAUCACCUACUACAUACGAUCAACAGCCAAUUACUGCCGAGGAAAGGGAGGCCAGUUUCACCUUCUUUAUUAACAACGUUGACUUUGCCACGUAUAAAAAGGAGGCUCUGGAUAUGACUGAAGGGCAAACGAUAGGCGACUCCAUGCUUAAGACCUUGUGGGUUGGUUUCAGGCAACUCAGUACAGAGGAAAUGAAUCUUGACUGGAAGGCACUUCCAAUGCCUUACCCAUUCUUUGAUCAAAUCAACACAACAAUCAAAUAUCGAGGCUUUACAACCACCUGCGACUUUCUGGAGAAGAAUUUGAUGGAGUGGAGCACCAAAGGCUGUGUGGUCGACCGCAGGUCAACAUCACGCACCACAGUUUGUGUCUGUGAUCAUCUGACUACCUUUGGUGCCGGGUGGUUGGUUCCACCCAACAGGAUUGACCUCAACUACGUCUUCAAAAACAUCCAGUUUGAGAAGAAUGCCACUCUCUACGCAACGGAAAUUAUAAUUGCUAUCAUCUUCCUCCUUCUGCUUAUAUGGGCUCGGCGGAUGGAUAAUAAGGACCUGCAGAAAUUGGGGGUAACUCCACUGGCGGAGAACAAUCCGGCGGAUGAAUAUCUUUACGAGGUGAUUGUGUGCACAGGGAUGAGGAGAGGUGCUGGCACCACCUCUACCGUUUGCAUACAGGUGAACGGAGAAAGAGGUGGCACCGCGCCCUUCACGCUCCGCGACCCCCAUCGAAAGGUGCUCCAACGAGGCAAUGUCAACCGCUUCCUUCUUGCUGCCGCUAGCAAAUCGCCUUUCCACGGAGAGAAGAGCGGCGGGAUGAUGAACCUCGACUUACACAAGCACACGGAAAUUUUUAAGCCACCGAAAUGCGUGAUGAGAGCUGCAACCUCGACACUGCAUAAGGCGGUCAACGUCUUGACCGCCACUCAGAACAGGUUGCAGAGACUUCAACAACGUCGUGAACGCAGCAGUGAAAGCACACCAAUCACUUCCACUGUGGAGGAAGUCACUAGCGAGACAUCGCGGACCAUCUCAAACACUGAAACACUCACCAGCACUUCUACUUACGACACUGCUUUCUGUCCAAGACCCGCGUCAACGAGGGUGAUGGAGUUGCCGAAGCCCUCCUGUCGACUGAGUGAUGUUCAAGUUGAAUGGGAGGGUGGUGACAUUGGCUGGCGCCUUGUUGCCUUGGACUCGGAAAUUUGCGAGGAUGAAAACCACCUUUUUAGCUCCAAUGACAUACUCAUCCUUCGCAAGAUGAAUUCUCAACUCAAAAAAGAGCAAGAACUGCUGAAAAUAAAGAUUGAAAUACUACUUAAUUCCAUCUCGGAACAUACAGCUUUAGUAAGUAUGAAUGAGGCGACUCUGGAAAGACUGAGAGUUAAGGCAAAAUCAGUUCAGCAGGGGCAGGAGACGACUACUGUUGGGGAUAUGACCUCUUUUAGCCAACAAGAUUAUCUUUCACCGAAGCUACCGGCGAUACUUCCAGGAACGGGGGGAAGAAUGGAGGAAAGGAGACGAUCUCAAUCUGAACCUCGAGUCAGCUACAGUGUGCGUAAUAGGUUUCAGACAUCAUCAACUACAAACUCUGUGACAGAAACCGAGACAUCGACAGAGAGUGAAAGUGAGAGUGUUAUCACGACAACGAGAACGGUUGCCACCACUGAGACAGCCACAACCAGCACCGCAAGAACGACGAAAACUGUUCAACCUUUAGGAGAAUUGAAAUUUCUGCGACUUUGGCAUGACAACGCUGGGAAGGGGGACGGCGCGUCGUGGUACUGCGACUUCGUCGCUAUUGUCGAUUUGCAGACCAAAGUGAAGUACAACUUUAUUGUUGAAAAGUGGUUAGCCGUCGAGGAGGGCGAUGGUCUAGUCGACAGAGUGAUUCCUGUGGCAGGUGCGCUGGACCGUCUGCGUCUCUACUACGUGUUCUCGCACAAGGUGAAGAGUGACGCGAGCGACAAGCACCUCUGGGCCUCCGUGUUCACGCGGCCCGCUCACUCCCGCUUCACCCGGGUGGAGCGGGUGGCCUGCUGUCUCCUUGCCCUUUUUCUCACCAUGGUCUCCUCCUGUAUGUUCUACAAGAACGAGGGUCCCGCCGUGGUUGACUUUGAGUUUGCCAUUGGUCCCUUUGCCCUCACCCCCUAUGUGGCUUACACGGGAGCCGUGACUUGCCUCAUUACAUUCGUUCCGGUCACGUUGGUUAUAAUGCUGUUUCGUAACUCAAAGCUACGCGCCAGUCAUUCGGCGCUACUUCGAGGUGUGGUGGAGGACCACUUGGAUGAGGAGUUGGACUACGACACAUGUGAAAUCGUGGAAGGUCAUGCUCAACCCUAUCUCGACAGAGUGCUGCCUCAUUAUUCUUCUCUUGAAGGUACGAAAGACAAUCAACCCCCACCAUAUUCGGAAAGCCCUGAACCCAUUGAAAAGAAGUCGAAGGAGAAGAAGUUAAACAUCAGGAAAUCGGAGAAGUUCUCUCUACCCUGGCAAACGCGCAUUUUAGCAUGGUUCCUCCUCAUCGGUGCAAUUGCGGCUUCUGUAGGCUUCACCACCUUUUACGGAAUCAGCUUCGGUGACGCUGCCUGCAAACAGUGGCUCUCCUCAUUGUUUGUCUCAUUUUUCAUGGACCUCUGUCUAACACAACCAGUCAAGGUAAUCUUUUUUGCAAUCUUCUUUGCCGUAAUCUGUAAAUCAAAGGCGGACACGUCAGAUUUUGACUUUGUUGAGGAAGACGAUGCUCUGAUGAAUACUCUUGGUCGCCGAUAUAGGUUAAACUUUGGCGAAGAAUACCUGCAUGAGGAAAUUUUGCGAGGGAAAAUCGAGAGCUACGUAAUACGUCCGCCCGAUCAGGAGGCGUUGGAGAGGGCACGGGCAUACAGACAGAAACAGCGACAGAUGUAUGAUAUCCUGCGUGAGUUGCUCUUCUUCUUCAUCUUCUUCACCCUCCUCGUCAUCGUCUCCAACGGCUUCCGCGACCCUAUGGCUAUGCGUCUGCGGGAGAGUCUCGCCUCCCUCUUCUUCAGUGGCGACGACUUUGAAGAGAUCAACUCAGUCGACAGGAUAUGGGAAUGGUUUGAGUCGACUUUGCUGCCGAACUUGCGAGCCUCAAGAUGGUACAACGGCGCUCCGCCUUUGGGACAGCGGGGCUUUAUUGGCGACCGCAAGAACCGAAUCAUGGGCUACGCAACUAUACGACAAGUUCGUAUUAAGGAAGGCAAGUUCCCCCUCUUCUUUUGA
Echinococcus granulosus is the source of this 5868-nucleotide messenger RNA. RefSeq names its product Polycystic kidney disease protein 1-like protein. The coding region runs from base 1 to 5868 and encodes 1955 amino acids. Gene Ontology annotation, biological process: detection of mechanical stimulus. The transcript has 25 exons. The record is from RefSeq and is a predicted model, not a curated record. Gene Ontology annotation, cellular component: membrane. Gene Ontology annotation, molecular function: protein binding; calcium channel activity. NCBI's taxonomy places the organism in Eukaryota, Metazoa, Platyhelminthes, Cestoda, Cyclophyllidea, Taeniidae.